GCAAAAUGUAGUUACACGAUUUUAAGUGGAUCAUAAAAACGCAUUAUUUUAGUUUGUAUUACGAAUAAAAAUGGAUCAACUAAUAAAUUUAAACAAUCAAACAGCUGGACGCGACAAAAUUGCCAGAUUGUUACAGUAUUUGAGCAGAUUUUUAUGGCACAGAUUGCAGAAGAACAAUAGCACAAGUGUAAAUAAUAUUAAAAAUUUGGAAUACCAACUCAGCACUUUCAGAAAACUUUUACGAUUCGGUAGAAGUAUCGACUCGAUCUAUGCUACUCUACCAUUAUUGCACCAUGACAAUUCUACAGUACGCUAUACUUUGGUUCUGAGCAAAAUCUGUAACUCUUUAUUUUUACUAGCUGAUCAUGUACUUUGGUUGGGUCGUGCCGAUUUAGUCAACAUAAAAAUCGAAAAAUGGAGCAAUAUGUCCAAUAAAUAUUGGCUCUUUUCUAUAACCAUGAAUUUAGUAAGGGAUUUCCAUGAAAUCUCGCUAAUAAUAAACAAUUCAAAAUGCUUGAUUUUACCUAAAGGGGGGGUACAAAAUAUUGGUGAUAUUUUUUCUGCUGUUGUAAAAAGUUUAACAAUAUUAAGUGGUAAUAAGAGUGUUUGCAUUGAUACAAUAAAAAAUGGUUGUGAUAUUUUUAUUCCUUUGGUUGCUUUAGGGCAUGUCAAGUUUUCCCCAGGUACCAUAGGGUUGUUAGGGGCUAUUUCAUCGAUAGCAGGGUUGAUGGUUCUUUUGGAACCAAGAAAUAAAUUAUCCCCUGCAUAAAUAAGACUUAUUUUAUGUUAUUUUUGUAUUUUUUACUCAGUGACUGGGGUAUUUUUGGAAGUUGGUGAUUGUAUUAUCUAUAGGUAAUAAAGUUUACUACAAGCUGU
Molecule: messenger RNA, 876 nt
Organism: Brassicogethes aeneus
Lineage: Eukaryota; Metazoa; Arthropoda; Insecta; Coleoptera; Nitidulidae
Source: the annotation of a GenBank genome assembly